This is a messenger RNA of Pipistrellus kuhlii (Kuhl's pipistrelle), 1068 nucleotides long. Its product is annotated as DNA dC->dU-editing enzyme APOBEC-3G. Gene Ontology annotation, molecular function: zinc ion binding; RNA binding; cytidine deaminase activity. The transcript is spliced from 4 exons. Gene Ontology annotation, biological process: DNA cytosine deamination; negative regulation of single stranded viral RNA replication via double stranded DNA intermediate; cytidine to uridine editing. The record is from RefSeq and is a predicted model, not a curated record. Bases 331 to 954 code for a protein of 207 amino acids. Lineage: Eukaryota; Metazoa; Chordata; Mammalia; Chiroptera; Vespertilionidae. Gene Ontology annotation, cellular component: nucleus; cytoplasm; P-body.
GAGAAGGGAAACACCGGGAGAGACCAGUUUGGCAUCUCUCUUCCCCGAUGGGGCCACCUGUCCCUGAUGCUCCGUGGGGCUCGGGUUAGCCCAGAGGACGGGAGGAAAGAGCGCCAUGGCCGGCAGCAGGCAGGGCUGGGUCAGCGGGAGGAGGGCAGGACGGUGAUGCCAGGAGAGGCCCCGUCACAGCUCUGAGCCCCUGCCCUGCUUCCUGGGAAACCCUGACCACAGGGCUGGGCUGACAUCCCAGGAGCCCCCGCAGGGGUCAGAGAGGGAGGUCAGGUGGCUCCAGCUCAGUGAGUGGACGGCCAUCCUGUGGGCCUAGCUGGGAUGUGGGUGGCGAGGGGAGGUGAAGGGGGUGAUCCCCAGGGGGGCCCCAUGACUUGGGUUCCUCCUGCCUGUGCCCACAGACGUCUGAUGGACAUAAACACCUUCGAGGAAAACUUCCGUGACAAAAAGAGGAAAACAUACCUGUGCUACAAGGUGGAGGUCCGGGAGGGCGACCCCUGGACCCCAGUGCUGGAGCACUGGGACUACCUGCGCAACCAGGGUGCAGACACACCCUGGUUACCCCGCCAUCAUGCAGAGUUGUGCUUCCUGGAUCUGUUCCCUUCUUGGCCCCUGGAUCAGGAGAAGCAGUACAGACUCACCUGGUACAUCUCCUGGAGCCCCUGCCCUGACUGUGUCCCAGAGCUGGUUGAAUUCCUGAAGAAGAACAGCCACGUGAGCCUGCGCAUCUUCGCUGCUCACGUCUAUACCUACAUCCAUGGGCUGCGUGACCUGCGGGACGCUGGGGCUCAACUGGCCAUCAUGACCCGCAAUGAGCUCCAGGACUGCUGGGACACCUUCGUGGACAGCCAGGGCCAGCCGUUCGAGCCCUGGCCUAACAUGGACGAACACAUACAAGAAGAAUCUCAGCAGCUGCAGACCAUUCUCAGGAAUCCGGAAAACUGAAGCACGGACGUCGUCUCUCUAAGCAUGAACUUCCAUCUCUAAGUUCUUCUGCUGAACGAGGAAUAAAACACUGUCUUCAGGAAGUGAAAACGCACCAUGAGCCGCAUCUCCACC